AUGGAGGCGCUGUUCCAGAGGCUGGCCCCGUGGGCGCCGCGGCUGUACGUGCACGACAGGGACGUCGUCUGCCUGGGCUUCAUCGACUACUUCCAGCAGCGGCAGCUGAUUCAGGAGCGCUUCCGCGGGGUGGCCCGGUCGGCGAUGACGCUGUCGUACCGUGACAUGCUCUUCUCCUUGGUCGGCGCCGACAAGGAGCGGCCGCAUCUCCUGCCUUCGGCCAUGCUGGUGAAGAACUCCAGCGACUGCGACGCCCACGGGCUCGAGCAAUGGUGGAAGCCAGACGGCGAGCUCAACUUGAGCGCCACGCGUUACAGCUAUCCUGGAGCUUAA
Molecule: messenger RNA, 333 nt
Organism: Triticum aestivum (bread wheat)
Lineage: Eukaryota; Viridiplantae; Streptophyta; Magnoliopsida; Poales; Poaceae
Product: GDSL esterase/lipase At4g10955-like
Exons: 1
Coding region: 1-333 (110 amino acids)
Source: RefSeq, a predicted model, not a curated record